AUGUACUGCUCGGCGAUAUUUCACAAGGUCGACUUUGACAACUGCCGUGUUUGUGCUGGUGAACAUACGAUGACAGAAAGACGUCUUCGGUACUUGAGCAGCACUUGUCACGAGUUUGGCAAAUGUGGCGUGGUCUGGAAGGUGUUCUACUGCACAGCUCAGGACAAGUGGCAGUUAACUGUAAACGAGCAGGCACAUGCCCGUGGUGUUCUUCCCUGUACUGCUGAGCAUCGGCCAGUUGUGACUCAGCCGAUGAAAGCAGAUAUCGCGGCACAAGACGAGAUUGGGAACGCCCCACGUAUUAUUCUGGCACAUCUCAAGAAGCAAGCAAAUAUCAAACCAUCUAAAGGCGGAUGGCCAGAGCUCUCCCAGAUUCAAAAUGCGCUGAAAGUUCACCGGCGUUCGAAGGGCACCAAGAAUUCAAUUAAGGCAUGGAUGAAAUGGCUCGCGCUCGCCGCUACAAUCCAGAACUUCAGCCAGAUUCCGCUUUUCUGUUUGGAUCUAAGUUGGGCACGGAUGGCUUUGUUUAUGUGGGGUCCGGCGAGGACGACGCUCCUUUCAUUAUUGGGGUGA
Messenger RNA from Phytophthora sojae, 573 nucleotides. RefSeq lists its product as hypothetical. The record is from RefSeq and is a predicted model, not a curated record. Lineage: Eukaryota; Oomycota; Peronosporomycetes; Peronosporales; Peronosporaceae. The transcript has a single exon. Bases 1 to 573 code for a protein of 190 amino acids.